Molecule: messenger RNA, 483 nt
Organism: Emys orbicularis (European pond turtle)
Lineage: Eukaryota; Metazoa; Chordata; Testudines; Emydidae
Gene: NGB
Product: neuroglobin
Exons: 4
Coding region: 1-483 (160 amino acids)
Biological process (GO): response to hypoxia; oxygen transport
Molecular function (GO): heme binding; oxygen carrier activity; oxygen binding
Source: RefSeq, a predicted model, not a curated record
AUGGAGAGUGGAAGAUUAUCCAGCACACAACAGGCGCUGAUCCGGGAGAGCUGGCAGAAAGUGAGUAGCAACCUCCUGCAGCAUGGCAUCGUCUUGUUUACCAGGUUGUUUGAUCUGGACCCUGACUUGUUGCCCCUUUUCCAGUACAAUUGCAAACAGUUCUCCAGCCCUCAGGAGUGCCUCUCAUCGCCCGAGUUCCUGGAUCACAUUAGGAAGGUGAUGCUGGUGAUAGAUGCUGCUGUGACCCACCUGGAGAACUUGUCCUCUCUGGAAGAAUAUCUCUCCAACUUGGGCAAGAAACACCAGACAGUUGGUGUGAAGGUGGAUUCUUUCUCGGCAGUGGGAGAGUCCUUGCUGUUCAUGCUGGAGAAAUGCCUCGGUACUGCCUUCAGCCCGGACGUACGAGAGGCUUGGACCAGGCUGUAUGGUGCCGUUGUGAAAGCCAUGAGCCGUGGCUGGGAUGCACGUAAAGAGGGGGAAUAG